CGCAUUGAAUGCAUAUUAAAUCUCGACUUUCGUGUUUGGAUGUUGCUCUCCGUACACUACAGAGUGACUUGCUCGACAGUGAGCGACUAGUAAGGUACCAGUCUCAAUCAGCAAUGGACACUUGAUUACAUCACCGCAAACCACACCCGGCCAUGGAGUCCAAGCCGGCUGCUGAAGGGCUGCGGGAGCGGCACAAACGGGGUUCUGUCCGAGAUGCAAACAAAGACACAGGCGACGCAGACAGGGCCGAAUCGACAACAUCAAAAGUGCACCCCCAAGUCCUAGCUGCCCAAGUUGAAGACGUCCUAACGUUGCUCCUCGUCUUCCGUUUCAUCAACGCCCUCUGCGUGCGCACCUUCUUCCAGCCAGACGAGUACUUUCAAGCCCUCGAGCCAGCAUGGAGUAUUGCUUUCGGCCCCAACAGCGGCGCCUGGCUGACCUGGGAGUGGCAACACCAGCUGAGGUCGUCUCUCCACCCCGCCAUCUUUGGCCUGGCAUACAAGGUCGUCGAUGGCGCCAUGGAGUUCCUGAAUUUGUUCCCGCCUUUCAGAGCAUUCAUCCUGGCCGCUCUUCCAGGGGUACUACAAUCUGUGUUCGCUGCCCUGGGGGACUUUUACACCUGGAAGCUGGCCAUGGACAUGUACGGCAGAGAGAGCAACGCCCCGUGGGCUGCGCUGUGGAUGGCGGUCCUCAACCCCUGGCAAUGGUAUUGCUCUACUAGGUCUUUUUCCAACUCACUGGAGACAACUUUGACCAUAGCUGCGCUCUCGUACUGGCCAUGGGAGGUACUUGCUGAAACACGAGCGGCCAAGGAAGGCCCGUUGCAGGAAAACAGUAGGAUGACGAGUCUCCGGGUUUCCCUUGCGCUUGCGGCUGUCGCCGUGCUGUUGCGGCCAACCAACCUGCUGAUAUGGCUUGCUGUCCUGGGUUCUUCCCUCGCACGGCUAACCUUCACCGGAGCAUCGCCUUGGAACACAUCGACCCUGGUGCUCUUCCGAGAGAUUGCUGUCUGCGGCACUGCGGUGUUGGGCAUAUCUCUCGUCUCUGAUCGCCUGUACUUCGGCUUCUGGACCUUCCCGCCCUACAAGUGGCUUUAUUUCAACCUCUCCCAGUCACUUGCCGUCUUCUACGGCCACAUGCCGUGGCACUACUAUCUUUCCCAGGGUGUCCCACUUCUCACCACCACUUUCCUCCCGUUUACCCUGGUCGGCCUCUUCAAGGCAGGUUCAUCUGUCAGGGAUCCCUCCCACCUCCAACGCAACAUCCUCCGUACUCUCGCAUUUGCCGCACUAACCAUGAUUACGACCUUAUCCCUCAUAUCGCACAAAGAAGUCCGCUUCAUCUACCCACUCCUCCCCAUCUUCCACAUCCUCGCAGCACCUUACAUCACCGCCUUCUUCACCCAACCCACCACGCCGUCCCAUUCUCGAAUCAGCCCAGUCACCCUCCGCCACAAGCGAACCCUCGCCAACCUCCUCUCCCUCAACCUCCUCCUCGCAGGCUAUCUCUCCCUCUUCCACCAGCCAGCGCCCCUCUCCGUCCUCUCCUUCCUACGGACCGAGUUUGAGCGCCUGCACCCCGACACCCUGAAUCUCAGGCCGGACCACCACAACAACAAAGAACAACGACAAACCGCCGCAGUCGGACCGCGGCAGCAGCCAAAGGAGUUAUUUGCCCUCUUCCUCACACCCUGCCACACCACCCCCUGGCGCUCGCACCUGGUCUACCCGGCCCUCCGCGCCCGCGCCCUGACCUGCGAGCCGCCGCUGCACACCGCGCCCGGUUCCCCCGAGCGCGCGACAUACCUUGACGAGGCAGACCGUUUCUACCGCAGGGUGUCCCCUGACCGGGGUGAUUAUGGAGUGCAGUUCCUAGCGGACGAGAUGUGGCCCGCUCUGACGAGUAAUGGGGGCGGAGAAACAACCACGAAAAAUACCCGCCGGGGGGGGGAAAUGCCGCGGUAUAUCGUCGGGUUUGAAGGGAUCGAGCCCGUGUUGCAGAGGUUCUUUGGACAAGAAGGAGAAGAAGACGACGGUGCGGCGCCGGGACGGGAAAUGGGCGUGAGACUGAGAAGGGUGUGGUCUGCCUGGAACGGGGCGUUCAAUGAGGACUGGCGGAGGAGGGGGCGGUUGGUGGUCUGGGAUACCGGGGUUUAUGCAGGGUCGUAUGAGGGGGAGGACAAGUUAAGAGAGAAGAAGGAGAAGGAGAGGGUUGUGGAUGAGCCUUAGUUGGAAGCAGGAGGAGUAAGUGUAGGGAGUGUGAGAUAUGGGUGUGACGGGAUGGUUGCUAGAUACUGUCGACGAUUAGGUGGUUAUGGAGAAUUGAUGGUAAUGACAGCGGCUUAGCAUAUCUUCCGUUUGUUCCUCCUCUCCAGCUUAGAACUGUGGAAGAAUCUUUCGAAGCUAGGAUAUAGCCACCAUACUGCCUGGCAAGCUCGCAGAUGAUAGCGUAUUCCAGAGACAUGAGCAAGCAACAGCUAAGAA
Molecule: messenger RNA, 2483 nt
Organism: Parathielavia appendiculata
Lineage: Eukaryota; Fungi; Ascomycota; Sordariomycetes; Sordariales; Chaetomiaceae
Product: glycosyltransferase family 22 protein
Exons: 4
Coding region: 153-2228 (691 amino acids)
Biological process (GO): GPI anchor biosynthetic process
Cellular component (GO): endoplasmic reticulum membrane
Molecular function (GO): alpha-1,2-mannosyltransferase activity
Source: RefSeq, a predicted model, not a curated record